Plectropomus leopardus (leopard coralgrouper) is the source of this 351-nucleotide messenger RNA. NCBI's taxonomy places the organism in Eukaryota, Metazoa, Chordata, Actinopteri, Perciformes, Serranidae. The record is from RefSeq and is a predicted model, not a curated record.
GUAAUGAUAAUAAUCCCUCCGAGUUUCAGAAGUGUGUGCUUGUGCCUCUCGUCAGGUGGUGGAGCUCUUACUGAGUCACGGCGUGGAGGUGAACGUGGUGGACCAGCAGGGUCGGACGGCUCUGAUGACGGCAGCCUCAGAGGGUCAUGUGACCGUCGCCCAGCUGCUGCUGGAUCACGGAGCCUCUCUGGACCAGACGGACAGGGAGGGGUUAACGGCACUGAGCUGGGCGUGUCUGAAGGGUCAGCUCCCGUUGGUCAGAGAGCUGGUGCAGAGAGGAGCCGCCACGUCGCACGCCGACCGCAGCGGACGCACGCCGCUCGACCUGGCCGCCUUCCGCGGCGACCCUGA